CAUUCUACUUUGCAAGGUUGUUAUCAGCUGCAGAGCUGCUUGGAGCUCCUUGGAAGAAGGAUUGGAUGUAAAUCGGUAACCAGAAGUUGUUCCUACUGGCAUCUGCCUCUUUGUUCUUCAUGAGCUCCUGAAAUUUCCAUGUAGCUUAAUUUCUGGCAUCACACAAACAUUCCUAUAUGGUUUUGCAUCUGUUCUCCAGCUAUACGGAUGCCUUCUCCCCAGCUGUGGCUAAGAUAGUAAAUGGAAUGCAGGUUAAAAAAUAAGUCACUACAUGUUCUUCAGGGGAGGGUUACUUAAUUUACUUAAUUUUAAAGUAUUAAGACUUAAAUAAGCACAUGUUUGUAAAUGAUACUGACCUUUUCACUUGAACAAAUUUCAGCUUUUGCGUAUUGGCAGCAUGAGAUCUCAGUGAGGUUCAUGGAAUGCCAUUCUGAGUUUUUAAGAAUGAAACAGAAAACAGAAAUGAAGGUACAUAGGCACACGCAGUUUUGUCUCAUUUGUUUGCUGACAUUUGUCUUUCAUCAAUGCCACCAUUGCCAUGGAGAUAGUCACAAGCACGGAUCUGAAGAGAGUCACAGCCACAACCACAAUGACUGUCAGAUUUCAGAGAUACCAUAUCUCCAGAAUGGAAGGACAGAACCUGCACCGAGUAAGGAAGCGGAAGAUGAGCAGAAAUACUACAUUGAAAAACUCUUUGACCGCUAUGGCGAAAAUGGAAAACUGACAUUUUUUGGUCUGGAGAAAUUGCUGAUGAGCCUUGGGCUUGGAGAAGUCAGAGUCAUGGAACUGAACCAUGAGGAUGUCGGCCACGAUCAUGUAUCUCACUUAGAUGUGAUAGAGGUACAAGAAGGAAAGCAUUCUCAUCCCCACAGCCAUCCUCAUUCCCAUAGUCACUCAGGUUCAGAAAACCAGACUGUGAAUGAAGGGUCUGCCCAAAAAUCCCGGAAGUGUGACAUUAAAAAGGAAAUGGCAGGGCCAUCUUUAAAGCCCAAUGGAAAAAGCGUUCACGACCAUAACAGCCGCAGGCACCACCAGCACCGGCGGCAUCACCAGCACCACCAGCGCCAUCACCCCGACCAUAAUAAUACCCAUCACGCUCAUAAUGACUCCAUCAGUGCCAGCAAUCACGGGGAGCCGAGCCACGAACCUUCCACGGAAACCAACAGUACUCAGGAACAGCCAGAGAAGAAGCCCCGCAAACACAGGAAGCAGUGGAAAGACCGGAAGAAGAGCAGCGAUGCUUCAGCUGAUGCAGCACCGGACUUUGCUCCCAGCCAUGACUCCGGCGAGCAUCACGAGCACAAUCGUGUUCACAAGCACGACCAUGUGCACGGGACGUCUCUCUCGCACACCCAGUUUCUUGAACACAGUAAUGAUCAUUCGGCCACUCAUGGGCACCAGGAUCCAAAUCCUGCCAGCGGCGACGGGCAUCCGCAUGCCGGCAGUCGGGAAACAUCUCGCAAGCAGAUGGGCGUGAGGAAGCCUGACUUCCUUUCGGCUCACGGUCACACAGACCACACCGAAGACAGACACCAUCGCGAAGAGUGUUUAAACGUCACACAGCUGCUAAGGCAUUAUGGCCUUUGUCCCAGUUCUCCCAUUUCCCCCAGUUUGUUUACAUACCUGUGUCCUGCAUUGCUGUAUCAGAUUGACAAGAGGGUUUGUACUGAACAUUAUGAAGAGCUGUUGAUUGAAGACUUGGCCAAAGGAAAAAAUGCAUCGCUUGUGGAUAUGGAUAAAACGGGUGCAUCGGCCUGGAUUUGUGGCAUCAUUUCUAUCACAGUCAUUAGUCUACUGUCCUUGCUAGGCGUGAUCUUGAUUCCUAUCAUUAACCAAGGCUGCUUCAAAUUUCUCCUCACCUUCCUGGUUGCUCUUGCCGUCGGAACCAUGAGUGGAGACGCUCUGCUUCACCUGUUGCCGCAUUCGCAAGGGGUGCACAACCACACCCACCAUGUGGGGCAAGGUCACUCGCAUGAGCACCACCACCUCCACGGCCACGGCCACGGCCACGGCGGCAUGGCCCAAGGCUUCCUCGAAGAGUACGACAUGGUGCUUAAAGGACUGGUGGCCCUUGGGGGGAUUUACCUUCUCUUCAUUAUUGAGCACUGCAUCCGAAUGUUCAAGCACUACAACAAGCAAAGGAAAUGGUGUAAGAAAAAACAGAAGGUGGAUGGAUCACCGAUUGGGAGGAAACUUUCCGAUCAUAAGCUGAACAGGCCCGAUGCGGACUGGCUUCAGCUCAAGCCUCUUGCAGGAGCAGACGAUUCUGUUUUGUCUGAUGACCGGCUUAAUGAAACGGAGCUGACGGACCUCGAUGGCCAGCUGGACUCCCUGCCAAAGGCCUUCCUGUCCGUGGAAGAGGAGAACAGCAUGCUGCACACCCAUAACGACGUCUCCCAUGUUGUUCGGGACAACAACGUCCCCGACGUGGACUACGAAAGCAACCAUCGGAAGGAGAAGAUCAUCAUGAGGAAGCACAACCAUCUUUGGCCGCACAAGCACUCCCAUCAUUCCCAUGGACACUGCCACUCAGGCAAAGACCUGAAAGGCACCGGGAUAGCCAAUAUCGCCUGGAUGGUGAUCAUGGGAGACGGCAUCCACAAUUUUAGCGACGGCUUGGCCAUUGGAGCAGCUUUCAGUGCUGGCUUGACAGGAGGAAUCAGCACAUCCAUAGCAGUAUUUUGCCACGAGCUUCCCCAUGAAUUGGGUGACUUCGCCGUGCUCCUGAAAGCAGGCAUGACGGUGAAGCAGGCCAUUGUUUACAACCUCCUCUCGGCGAUGAUGGCCUACGUGGGCAUGCUCAUCGGAACGGCCGUGGGACAGUACGCCAAUAACAUCACGCUCUGGAUCUUUGCCAUCACAGCCGGCAUGUUCCUCUACGUCGCCCUGGUAGACAUGCUUCCGGAGAUGCUUCACGGCGAUGGCGAUAACGAAGAGCACGGCUACUGUCCAGUGGGGCAGUUCGUCCUCCAGAAUUUAGGGCUGCUCCUGGGAUUUGCCAUCAUGUUGGUGAUUGCCCUUUAUGAAGACAAAAUAGUGUUGGACAUCCAGUUUUGACCAUUUCCAUUUCUUUUCAAACUGUGGUUACAACCAUGUUACUGUAUGGCUUUCAGUCGGCACUGCUGUACUGUACUGUAUGCACAUUUGUCCCAGGCAAAGCAGUGGCACAUGCUGCUCUUGGAAGUUAACCGUACUCCAGGGCUGCACAAACACAGUCCUGCUUCCUAGCCGAGGCAGACAAGUCGAAGGCCUGUUUGAAAGCAGUUCGGCACCCCAAAGGUAAGAGCUAGAUUCUUAAAAAAACAAAGCAAGAUGAAAUAAAUCAGUCCUGGAUCGGAAGCAGGAAAAGCAGCGGCAGUCCUGAGGAUGCUGUAAUGUGCCAUUUUCCAGUUUGCUGUUGCAGUGUGCAGCAGACGUUGGAUCUCUUGCUGGUAAAGCCUUUUGUGUUACACUUGAGCAAGUGAUGAAACGCACCCCUCUGCAGAGAGCCAGAGCGCACGUUUCCAAGGCAUCCUCUGCGGACAGUCUGAAACUUGCCACGGCCUCUGAAGCGGUUCCCUUCCCCUCAUGCCACUCACCACUCCCUUGCCCCCUACCUGUUCGACAAAAAUAAACCUAGCAAUGCACGACAGGAAAGCAUUCUGAGUUGGGUUGCUUCCCUUUAAAAAAAAAAACACACAUAUAUAAAAAACAAUUCUCAAAGCAUGGUAUAUUCAUCAAUUGCCUUUGGGCCGUGUGAGCGGUGCAUUCACCUGCAUCAGCUCUGGUAAUCUUCCGGCUGUUUUGCACUGUGCCGAAUGGAUGGUGACCAAAGCAAAACCACGUCGUCGUCUUCUGGUUCCAAGGCCUGUCUGCAGUCCCGCAUCCUUUUGCUCAGUCCUUUGCCAAUCAGCUUGCCAGUACAGGGUCUCCGGCAGGCACUCUGGCCUGCAGCCGCUGCUUUGCACUCCCCCUUGUCCAGCAGCUCUGCCCUUUGCAGCUCCCCUGGGAGGGAACACUGCAGAUCUAGGAGCCUCUUCUUCCCCUGUAUGUGGGUCAAGUUCUGUAUUCUUACCCUUCUUGAAGUCCAAGAAGGCAAGCUGCAGGUUUCCUCAUUGAACCUUAGAGGCUUGUGCCCCAUGGGGGAAGCAACAAGUAUUAUGUUCUCAAUAUUAGCUUGUAGACUUUUAUGGGCGAACCGUCAUAGUUAAUACUGCUUGUGGACACUUGCUGGUUCUUUUGCUGCAGUAGCGUUUUAUGUAGCGGUGCUACUUAAAUCCUGAACUACUGAGCAGUUUGGGCUUUGGGUUUCUUUCUUUGCUCCUCUAGUGAAGCCUGCACUGUGGAUUCCCUUCAGUUGUGACAGCCAAACUCCUUUUCUCACAUGAAAACCUUAAAAUUCCAGGCUGAGAAUGGCUAAUCGCUGGAUCACAGCAGAGGCCCUCGAAGGCAGUCCUGGAGACCGUUUACGUCAUUCCCAUGAGCACUUUGAAUGUAUUACUUCGAAUGCCUUGCCACCUGCGCUUGAAGCCAGUGAGUUUUGUCAUAAAGGGCAUUUGAUGUGCAGGCAUUGUUUAAUGUUGUAUUUUAUCACCUAGGGCUCCUGUUGUUUUGCAACGCAGCAGUCAUGUUGGGGGGCCUUGCCAGCUUUAUCUCAUUGGUGUGGUCAAGGUCUCCCACCUGGCCACUGGGUUCCGAUGUUACUGGAGCAGUAUGGGAAGGGGAGACACACUAACGAGGUAAUGCCAGGGCAGACCUUUGGACUGUAGUAAAGUAGUUGUGAACCUGUGGUGCAGGUGGACAGGGAGGAGCGGCUGAGCCAAAAGCCUUAACCUGCAGAAAUCAGCUUUAAUAUUUGUGUAGUGCCAAGCAGCUUGUAUUGCCAGGUGCAGAUUGGUCGUCUUUGUGCUCUGAUCUUAGGGGUUGAUGAAAAGCUCCAAGCUCUGUUCAUCUUCCAGUCCAGUGUAAGAGUUCUAAGCCUGGCAGUUGGUUUCUUCCAGCAUGCUAGUCUGCCUUUGUUCAGCUCUGACUAUACAAGCUAAAGUGGUAAAGCACCGCUUAAGUUUUAUCUGGCUGUUGUAGUUUUAGCCUACUAGUUAGCUCCUAAAAAUGAACUCGGUUAGAAAACUGAACAAGGCUUUCAUUCCAAGUUCAUGCAGACUUUUCUUUCUGACUCUUCCAUAUCUUUUCGCUAGACAUUCCUCUUCUAUGUGACCAUCAUUGUCUACUUUAAAGUUAUGUUGUGUGUCUUUUGUUGGUGGGGGGGAAUCUGUAUAAUAUUCUGAAUCCACCAAAUGUCGACUGGUUGGUGUUUGCAAGCAGAUUUGGAUCCUGCAUCCUUUUAAGCAAAGAUAACUUAUUUGAAUUUGAAUCAUUGGGACUCUCACAGCUGUAAGGACCAUGGAUUGGACCCUCCCUACUUGGCCUUGCCCUCCUCCCUGGAGAGGGUGGAAUUUUUUUUUAGUUGAACAUUUCCGGCUAUAAGCUGGAUGAAGUGAUGCUGAGCUCCCACUGAAAGGAAUGAAUGGAACGUUCACCUGCUCUGGCUUGAGGAGUCUGACUCCAUUUUAAUAACACCUGUGAAGAGUCAUGGCAUUGCUGAAUGCUAGACAGGAAAGGGGAGUGGGGGGGGGGAACACCUGGUUUUUAAGGUUUGCUUUUGUAAUUAUGAAUAGAAGUUCUCUACUUCAGGUAGUAUCCUUUUUUGUUUUGUUUUGUUUUGUUUUGUUUUGCUGGCAUGUGCUAUAGUAAUGUUGCCUUUCUUAGGGAAACAAAGGAAAAAUUAGCGUCCAGUAAUAGAAUAUGGAAAAGAAAAAAUGGUUAAAUACAGAGGCCAUGUUGAGAACUGCUCGGGUUUGUAUUUUUCUUCAGGAUGGGAUGCUCCCUCAUUUGCUUGGUGUGCUUGUUACACUUGGUGAAGAAGCUUCUCCGGUUUCCUUAAGUAUUUGAAUCCCAGGCUGUGCUGAAAUGCAAGGGUGUGCAAGUCACAUUUGGGACAGUGGGGAUUCCACUUGCGUUUCUACCUGGCUUCUCAUUCCAUUCUGUGGGAGUCCGGUCUCAUUGCAACAUGCAUCUGUGGGAGGGCAUAAAUGUUUCUUGUAUCUUCAGAUGCUGUCACUGUGUGACAUCCCAUGGCAAUCACACUGCACCCACUCAGCUGUGAUUAUUAUUGCUUAGAAAAUGCUGUAGUAUCCUAGGAUGCAGUGUGACUUCUUUCCUUAGGGUUUGAAACAAUGUGAUUAUGAUCCUAAAGGAUAUUUGAGAUAUCAGCUUCUUGUUUGGGGGGUGGGAUGGAGUGGGUUGGGUUGUUUUGUUAUAACAAAAUCCAUUUUUAAAAAAAAAAAAGCUGGAAGUGAUUAAAUGCUGUUUUUGUUCAUUGUCGACAGUGUUGUGUUUAUCUUAUGAAUGUUCCUUGUUCAUAAGGAACAUAAGAAAAUAAAAUUAUUGAACAAACACA
Molecule: messenger RNA, 6436 nt
Organism: Varanus komodoensis (Komodo dragon)
Lineage: Eukaryota; Metazoa; Chordata; Lepidosauria; Squamata; Varanidae
Gene: SLC39A10
Product: solute carrier family 39 member 10
Exons: 10
Coding region: 346-3057 (903 amino acids)
Biological process (GO): intracellular zinc ion homeostasis; positive regulation of B cell receptor signaling pathway; zinc ion import across plasma membrane
Cellular component (GO): membrane
Molecular function (GO): zinc ion transmembrane transporter activity
Source: RefSeq, a predicted model, not a curated record